ACCAGCGAAAAUAAUUUAGUGAAAAUCCAACAUGGCGACCUUCAAUGUAGAAAACGUGAACAAAUGGGAGACUGUCUCCAAAAAGAAGAAAGCUUCCACUUCAGACAAAAAGGCGGCCAGGAAAAACUUUGCAAACACUGCGCAGACAUUGGAUGUAGCAGUCCCUUUGAAAGAAUCAGAAACGGUCUUUGAUGCCUUCAGCCAAAAGCAGAAUGCACAGGAUCCCCAGCCCUCCACCCGGGCAGACCCCGACAGCCCCUCUGGUAAAAAGGCCGCCGGCGACGCCUCAAAGAAGGCACCCGGCGGUGGGCAGCAGCAGCAGCAGAAGAAGAAGAAGGAUAAAGAGCCGGCUCGAAAGGCCGAGAAGGGAUUUGAAAAUCUGGUGGAGGCAUUGAAAGCGCUGGAUCCCAGAGAGCUGAAGGCUCAGCUGAAUGACGUCCAGACGAGAUGCCCGGAGUCAAGAUCGUUGUGGCUUGGUGAUAUCGUUGGCUUUAUGAAUAAAAAGUUAGUAACCAAGGAGAGUGACCCAGUGUUCAGCGAUCAACCUCCCACUUAUCCGUUAAGCAAAACAAGCAAACACUUGUUGGACUUCUUGAACGCCACACUGAAGAGCUACAACGCCGACAUGCUGAAGGCGUUCUUUGACUACUGCAUCAGGGAGCUAGCCGGGGAUCUCGGCAAAGGUCAAGCAGCAGUCAAUGGCUACCGGGUUUUCAUACAACUUAUCGCGUCCAAACACCCAGAGUUUGUCACAGAAUCCAUGGACCUUUACUUAACCAUGGUGAGAAGGAAACAGAAUGAAAAGUCACACUGCCUGUCCGUCUUGUGGUCGUGCGCUCAAGCUGGAUACAGUGACCCCAUUAUUGGACUGCAAGUAUGGUGUGGUUUGAUGCUACCAUUGCUUGGUGUUAAGCCGGCCUCCGCGUAUGCCAUGGCCAAUCUGGACAGAAUAUUGAAGCAGAAGAUGGACAAGCAGAAGGCCCAUGAGGUCCUGGGGCCCAAUCAGUUCUUUCCCAUCGUGGACUUUGUCUUCACACCAGGGACUGCACUCCCAGCCCAACUGCAGAAGCAACUCCUUAAGCAUUACUCCAAACUGAAGAGCAUAGCCUUUGGAACUCAUCCAGAAACCACCCUGCGGCAUUUCUUUCCCUCGCUGUUAGCAAGAACGACGGUGAAUUGCCCGGAGCAGAUGAAGAACGAGCUGUUGAACACCCUGAUCAUCUGUCUGAGUACGGACCACCACUGCUUCAGCAAAUGGCGCCAGAUGUACGACACGCACCUGUCGCAGUCUAGUGUGCUGAUGAACCACAUGCUGGCAUCGUGGGAGAAAGUACAAAAACAGUUACCAAAGCAACUUCUGAAGGAGACCGUCCGCGCGUUUCACCUGACCAACGAGGACAUGGCCAGCGCAAGAAACGGACGAUCAGAACACGAGCAGUGCAAGCUAGCAUGCAAGGAAUUGCUGGAGCGAAUGAGUGGCUUCGAGUUUCCAUGGAGGAGUAUCCUGACUACGAUAGCUCUUGCCGUGAUCACAUUUAUUGCCUUUGAUGUGUAUAGCCACAAAGGAUUCCACGGCUCUCUGACGCAAGCAUUCUUUGAGCGGUCUGGCAUCUCGGCGGUGUGCAAGCAAGCCUGGACUAAAAUCAGUCUCUACCUGGGCAUUGCAGUCGACUGGGCAUCUGUCAACAUCCCCAUCUACUACGUCAAGGCAGCUGAGUUGUGCGGACCCUACCUGGUACUGAUGAAGGACAAACUCUAUGCGUUAGUCCUGUAUCUGGCUGAACUGACCGCGCCUUUAUGGGCGUGGCUCAGACUAAACGUCCCCAUUGCUCUAGAGUGGAUCAAAGCCCAGAUUCCAAUCCUCUGGAACCUCCUCUGGGGCUACCUAGUCUUAGUAUGGGACUUCCUCUCCCCUUACCUCGUCACCUUCUGGAGGACCAUCUCUCCUUACCUAGAGGCAUUAUGGGACGGCAUCCUGCACUACUCCGUCCUUCUCUGGACGUCCACGCUGCCAUAUUUGAAAGCGGCCUACCAGUGGUUACAGCAAAUGCUCAACACGUCGUAAUCAGAUGGACAGCUGUCAAGACUUACGAGACAUUCCAGGCGAGCAGGCUUUUUCCCCUCUAAUAAUUUGGACUACACUACAUGAGAAAGUACAGUUCCUUAGAUAUAUCGUUGUGUCAGUGCAAAAACAUCGUAACUUCCAGUUUUUUCAAAAUUCAGAUUUGUGUGUAUUUUUAUCAAGAUUUACCCAUAAAUUAUUACAGGAGAAUUUCAUUGAAAAAUAUUGCGUCAUUGUAUUGUUAUUGAUUAAAGUCAUAAAGUCGUAUCUCCAUUACGAGGCUGAACUUUUAAGCAAAAAGUCGUAUCGCAGCACAUUUAUAUGCAAAAUGCCAUAUGGUCGUAAGGGUGUUUGUGCAAAAACAUUGUUGGAAAACAUCUCAAAAGUAUUCCAAAUUCAUAUGCUUGUACUGAUGUGACAAUAGUGAAGUUUAUUUUUGCAUUUUCUUGAAACCAGAUUAUCAGAAUAAGAAUAUAAGACAAAAUAAUUUCUAAUUUGUAAUAAAAAAUUAAGUAGGUGGAAAAUACGAGAAACAAAAAUAAAAUGGAAAACACGAGAAAUAUUAAACUAGAGAUUAUUCGUACACUGAAUAAGAUGCUUCUGGGAAUUAU
This is a messenger RNA of Patiria miniata (bat star), 2673 nucleotides long. It is a transcript of the gene tmem214, whose product is annotated as transmembrane protein 214-A-like. The record is from RefSeq and is a predicted model, not a curated record. Bases 32 to 2065 code for a protein of 677 amino acids. Gene Ontology annotation, cellular component: endoplasmic reticulum; Golgi apparatus. Lineage: Eukaryota; Metazoa; Echinodermata; Asteroidea; Valvatida; Asterinidae. The transcript is spliced from 17 exons.